ACUUUGUUGUACAAACAUCAUUUUUAUCAACCAAGAAAAAAUCAUGAAAAAUUCUUUUUCAAUCAGUCGAAUCCGGAUGGUCGGCAGCUUCGGUUUAAUUAUGACCAUAAUAACCAUAAUGAUAAUAUUGAUUUCAACAUUGGUCGAUUCAUAUGGUGGUAGAAGAUCAUGCGGUAUGAAUGCCUAUUGGAAUGAAUGUGCAACAUCUUGUCCGGAUAAUUGUUAUAAUUAUGGUCGUCCACGUCCAUGUACAUUAAAUUGUCGUCAAGCAUGUUCAUGUAAGCGGGGAUUUGUUUUCGAAUCAUCCGGAUUAUCUGGAAGAUGUGUACCAAUUUCAUAUUGCCACCGUAAUAAUAAUAAUAAUGGUCGAUGGAAUAAUAAUAAUAAUGGUGGUGGUUGGAGAGGAAAUUGGAAUAGAAAUUCUUUUCAAAGAAAUCAAUGGCGUUAUUAUGGAUAGCGUUUCUUUUUUUCCCUCUCUUCAUUCAUCAUUGAAUAAUCCCG
This is a messenger RNA of Dermatophagoides pteronyssinus (European house dust mite), 501 nucleotides long. Its product is annotated as chymotrypsin inhibitor Ani s 6-like. The record is from RefSeq and is a predicted model, not a curated record. Lineage: Eukaryota; Metazoa; Arthropoda; Arachnida; Sarcoptiformes; Pyroglyphidae.